AUGUCUCUAGGAACAACUGUUAUGACAACAGCCCGAAAGGCGGCAAAAAGAACAAAGAGGAAUUUGGGGACGGAGGCGGAGGCCGAUAAUGAAAUACGACUUUGGGGAGAAUUGGAAGAAGAUGAAGAUGAGACAAUGAGCGGGACAACUGACCAAUCAUUUGGGGAGAGGCGGAGGGGAGGAACGGGGUUUGGAAUUUUCAAAAUUUUGAAAUUUCAAAGCACAAAAGGAGGCGAAUCAAAACGAACCCGUCAAACCUACUCAAGGAGUCAAACCCUGGAAUUAGAAAAAGAAUUCCAUUAUCACAAAUAUUUGACCCGAAAGCGGCGACAGGAAAUUUCAGAGACCCUUCAUUUGACUGAAAGACAGGUGAAAAUUUGGUUUCAAAACCGUCGAAUGAAGCAUAAAAAGGAGGCGAAGGGCGAGGGCGGAAGCAAUGAAUCCGAUGAGGAAUCGAAUCAAGACGAGCAAAAUGACCAGCAUUCUUCUUGA
Molecule: messenger RNA, 492 nt
Organism: Caenorhabditis briggsae
Lineage: Eukaryota; Metazoa; Nematoda; Chromadorea; Rhabditida; Rhabditidae
Exons: 4
Coding region: 1-492 (163 amino acids)
Biological process (GO): anterior/posterior pattern specification; negative regulation of transcription by RNA polymerase II
Cellular component (GO): nucleus
Molecular function (GO): DNA-binding transcription factor activity, RNA polymerase II-specific; RNA polymerase II cis-regulatory region sequence-specific DNA binding
Source: RefSeq, a predicted model, not a curated record